This is a messenger RNA of Clarias gariepinus (North African catfish), 1501 nucleotides long. It is a transcript of the gene crtap, whose product is annotated as cartilage associated protein. NCBI's taxonomy places the organism in Eukaryota, Metazoa, Chordata, Actinopteri, Siluriformes, Clariidae. Gene Ontology annotation, biological process: collagen fibril organization; peptidyl-proline hydroxylation to 3-hydroxy-L-proline. The coding region runs from base 77 to 1261 and encodes 394 amino acids. Gene Ontology annotation, cellular component: endoplasmic reticulum. Gene Ontology annotation, molecular function: protein binding; collagen binding. The record is from RefSeq and is a predicted model, not a curated record. The transcript is spliced from 7 exons.
CCACAACCCAAGGGCUUUUUCUCAACUUGCUCAAACGCAAACCCGUUCCGUAUUUCGGCCACAUCAGACCCAAAAAAUGGCCUCGUUGUCCCUGUGUGUAACCUUCUCCCUGUUUUUCGGGUUCGUCCCGUUAGUGAGCGCUCAGUAUGAGAAGUACAGCUUCCGCAGCUUCCCGCGUCAUGAGCUCAUGCCCCUGGACUCGGCGUACAGACACGCACUGGACCAGUACACUACGGAGAAGUGGCCCGAGACGGUGGAGUACAUGGAGGUGAGUCUCCGGCUGUACCGGCUGCUCCGCGACAGCGAGGCUUUCUGUAACCUGAACUGCAGCUCGGCGCGCCUGGACACGGAGGAGCGCUUCUCCGACUUCCCCGAGCUGCGCGCUUUCGGGAACGUAAUGAAGCGCGCUCAGUGCCUCAAGCGCUGCAAGCAGGGCCUCCCAGCCUUCCGACAGACUCUUCCCAGCAGAGAAACCCUGGACGAGUUCGAGAGACGAGAGCCUUACAAAUACCUGCAGUUUGCUUACUUUAAGAGCAACAACGUGGCAAAAGCUGUGUCCGCUGCGCACACCUUUAUGGUGAAGCAUCCAGGUGAUGAGAUGAUGCAAAGAAAUAUGAACUACUACCAGAGUAUACCGGGAGCUGAUGAGCACAUUAAAGACCUGGAGACCAAGUCGUAUGAGACUUUGUUUGUUCGAGCAGUGCGGGCAUAUAACGGCGAUAAUUAUCGCACCUCUGUGUCUGAUAUGGAGCUGGCACUCCAAGACUUCCUCAAGGCUUAUGAUGAAUGUAUUGCUGCCUCGGAAGGUCCCAGGGAAAUCAAAGACUUUAAAGAUUUUUACCCCUCAAUUGCAGAUCACUACACUGAGGUUCUUGAGCGGAAGGUUCGUUGUGAGAGCGAUCUGACUCCAGUUGUUGGUGGAUAUGUUGUGGAGAAGUUUGUGGCAACCAUGUAUCACUAUCUUCAGUUUGCCUAUUAUAAACUGAAAGAUUUGAAAAAUGCUGUACCAUGUGUUGCAAGCUACAUGCUCUUUGACCCUGAUGACAAGGUGAUGAAGAAUAAUGUGGAUUAUUACCAAUAUCACAAAAAGAAGUUGGGUCUUGAUGACGAAGACUUCUUACCCAGAACAGAGGCAAUACGAUACCACAAUCAGACAACAAUACAGUUGAACAUGUUAAAUUUUGCCAAGGAAAACCUAAUUCAGGAUGACGAGGGAGAAGUUCUGGAGUAUUUAGACGAGUAUCUUGAUGCCGAAGAGUAGUAUAACAGAUUAUUUUAUGCACUGAAAAGAGGAACAAAACAGUUUUGUGAACAGUGAUCUUUUUCGAGCAUUUGUUUGUAUUUAUUUCUGGCAGUGGGGUUCUUUUGUAUUCUAUCGGUACCAAACACGUGGUUAAUAUAAACAACUUGAUAUUUGUUCUGUGAUGUUUUAUAGUACAAUUACUGUAAUUCAGAAGGAUAAAUAAAGUUCUUUUCGUUGUUGUUGUUGUUGUUUUUUUAA